AUGACCUCCGAAACCCGCACCCAGCCAUUCAGCAUGAGCCCCGUGAGCCCCGUGAGCCCCGUCGACAUUGAGCCGCGACAAUACCGCCGCGGGUCCAUGGUCGACGACGCCAUGGCCGAGCCGUUCAUGCGCGUAGGCCGCCGCGGCAGCGAUGGCAGCGAUGGCAGCCUCUCGCCAAUAGAGAAGCGGGAUCGCAGGAUGAGCAAGGAGUGGGAUGCCUCAAAAACACCGCCGUCGAGAUUCCAGAAGCAGGAGGGUUCGAUUUUCGCAACCCCCUCAUCGCGUGACGGCCAUGUCGCCCGGAAUAAGAUCCACGGCUUCAAGGAGAAAGUCAAGGAGCUCAGUGGGAAGAAAUAA
Morchella sextelata is the source of this 357-nucleotide messenger RNA. RefSeq lists its product as uncharacterized. The record is from RefSeq and is a predicted model, not a curated record. NCBI's taxonomy places the organism in Eukaryota, Fungi, Ascomycota, Pezizomycetes, Pezizales, Morchellaceae. Bases 1 to 357 code for a protein of 118 amino acids. The transcript is spliced from 3 exons.